CCUUCUUCAUUCUUAUUAUAAUUUUAAAGUACUUUUGUCAUAAAAGCAACUUCGACUUGACAAAUAUAUUUAGUAGUUCUUUGGAAUCUAUCAGUUCGAGAGUACAAUUUUUUUUCUCGUUUAAAAAAAAAAUGAACGAUAAGUCAGUCAAUAUUCAAAAGGAUUCUAAUGCGCCUCAAAUUACUUCGGUUAUCAAUAAAGAUGAAAGUCGGGAAUUAAUGGCAAUGUGGCCGGAUGUAGUCAGAGAUCUUACUAAAGACAGUCGUUUUGCAGAUGCUCCUGAUAUCACCAAGUGGCUCGAAAAGAUGUUGCAAUAUAAUGUUCCAAAGGGUAAGAUGACUCGUGCUACAGAUUUAGUUUAUGCAUAUAAACAACUCGCUCCUCCUGAUCAAGUAACCGAUGGAAAUAUUCGUUUAGCACGAAUUUUAGGAUGGUGCAAUGAAAUGCUGCAAGCAUUUUUCCUGAUGGAGGAUGAUAUUAUGGAUCAUUCGAAAAUUCGUCGAGGACAACCUUGUUGGUAUCUUCACAACGAUAUCGGACUUGCAGCCGUUAAUGAUGGAAUUUUAGUUGAGCAAAUGAUCUAUCAACUUCUUCAAAUUCAUUUCCGAGAAAAAUCUUGCUAUCUCGAUCUUGUUGAUACAUUUCACGAGAAUAUCUAUUUGACAGCAGUGGGACAAUCAUUGGAUUUAUUGUCAACGAAUAAUGGGAAGAAACCGAAUUUAAAUAUUUUUACAAUGGACCGAUAUAAGAGUAUUAUAAAAUACAAAACUGCGUAUUAUACAUGUGUUUUGCCAGUAGUAUUAGCAAUGCACCUCGCUGGAAUUAAAGAUAGUGAAAAGUUUAAACAAGCGACAAAUAUACUUUUGGAGAUAGGAAUAUUCUUUCAAAUUCAGGACGAUUAUUUAGAUUCUUUCGGAGAUUCAAGUGUCACGGGAAAAAUUGGAACCGAUGUUGAAGAAGGAAAAUGUACCUGGUUAGUCGUUGUUGCCCUGGAACGAGUCACGCCGGCACAACGAAAAAUUUUAGAGGAAUGUUAUGGCGAAAAUGAUUCGAAAAAAAUCGCAAAAGUGAAAGAUUUGUAUAAUGAAUUGGGAUUGCAAACAAUUUACUCUGCUUAUGAAGAAGAAAGUUAUAAUUUAAUCAACACUCAUAUCAAACAAAUGUCCUGCGGAAUGCCUCGUGAUUUAUUUUUGACAAUAUUGCAUAAAUUUUAUCGCAGAAAUAUGUAAAAUCAACUUUCAUGAAUUUAUUCAUAAACGUUGAUUCUAAUUUUGUAAAAAAGAAAUAGACCGAGGACUUAUUCAUAUAAAUGAAGUUUGGCAAUAUUACAAAAUUUACUACCGUAAAAUGACUAUUUGAGCGAAAAAAUUAAAUAAUAAAUAAAUUCGUUCAA
Leptopilina heterotoma is the source of this 1393-nucleotide messenger RNA. Its product is annotated as farnesyl pyrophosphate synthase-like. Gene Ontology annotation, cellular component: cytoplasm. Bases 132 to 1229 code for a protein of 365 amino acids. The record is from RefSeq and is a predicted model, not a curated record. The transcript is spliced from 7 exons. NCBI's taxonomy places the organism in Eukaryota, Metazoa, Arthropoda, Insecta, Hymenoptera, Figitidae. Gene Ontology annotation, biological process: trans, trans-farnesyl diphosphate biosynthetic process. Gene Ontology annotation, molecular function: dimethylallyltranstransferase activity; (2E,6E)-farnesyl diphosphate synthase activity.